CACUGGCUGCGCCUCGGCGGUCAUCGUCACUGACGUCACGCGUCCUCCAGCAAUCACCUCAGAGCAAUGGAUACGAAUUGCGUCCAGGGAGCGGACGGCGUGGAGUGCCAGCCGCUGAGCUCCAAUGCGGAGCUGUUCGCCUUCCGGCGCCAGCCCAUCAAGUGGAACGAGCUGGUGGAGCCGCUGGCGCCCAGGAGUCGUCCCAGGCGGCUGGGCGACGCCUUCGGCAGCAUGAGCUUCAUGGAGCCGCCGCUGCAGGAGUACAUGCUGGAGGAGAAGCGCCCGGAGGUGCUGGUGUGCCACGAUCUGGCCGGGAACUAUCGCGCGGACAGAUUCGUGGAUGGCGCAGAGAAGUGGGAUGACUACAGAUUCUACCACUGGGCGGGCAUCGACUACUUCUGCUACUUCAGCCACAAGUACAUCACCAUUCCGCCGCUGCAGUGGAUCAACGCCGGCCACAGGCACGGCGUCAAGGUGCUGGGCACGUUCAUCACGGAGUCCGGCGCCGGCGAGAAGCUGAUGGAGGAGGUGCUGCAGUCGGAGGACUACAUGAGGCGCGUGGCGGACGAGCUUGUCUUCAUCACGACGCACUGCCAAUUCGACGGGUGGCUGAUCAACAUCGAGUGCAAAGUCAUUCCGGAGAGAAUUCCGCUGCUCAAACAAUUCAUCGGCUACUUGACUGAGGAGAUCCACAGAAGCGUGGGCGGAUUGGUGGUUUGGUACGACAGUGUGAUUGAGAAUGGAACUGUGCGAUGGCAGAAUGAGAUUAACUUCAAGAACAGCACUUUCUUCGAGGUUUGCGACGCAAUUCUGCUGAACUAUGGCUGGAAUGAGAAGAAUCUGGAGGACACGGAGGGAUUUGUCUCGCUGAAGUAUCCGGGAAGGAAGAAGAAUGUGUUUGUGGGCAUUGAUGUGUUUGGACGUGGACAAGUGGCGCAGUUCAAGACGCACGAGACGCUCGAGAAGAUCGCCAAGAGGGACUUCAGUGUGGGUCUGUUUGCCAUUGGAUGGACUUUUGAGGCCAUGCAGAAUGAUUCUGUGGACAUUUUCUCCGAGCGUGGCAACACAGAGUGCAACGAGGCGUUCUUCCGGCGGAACAACAAGUUCUACGCAUCCUUCUGGAGUCAUCUGUACACCAGCGGACCCUGCGAGCUGCCCUUCUACACGUCAUUCUGCGUGGGAUCGGGUGAGGUGCGCCGAGAGCUGGGCCAGAUUGUCUCCUCGGCGCCGUGGUUCAAUCUGCGACUGCAGCAGCCGCAGAUGUCCAUUCCGAUUGAUCAUCCCUACAUUGAGCACCACUUCGAGGACAGCUUCGACGGUGGAUCCUGUCUGCGGAUCACGAGCGUCUCGCCCAGGAUCUAUCGGCUGUUCUGUGUGGACUUCAACUGCACGAAUGACAUUCUCUUCUCCUUCGCACUCAAGCGGAGCAGCAAAGACAUCGAUCUGGACGUGAUUCUGUUCGCUGUGGACGCCGCGACGGAGAAGCGCUGUCGCGUGGUGCUGUCCGAGGACUUCCUGUACACGGAGAGAGUGACAUGGCCGGGAAAUUGCAGCAUGAAGCCACUGAUUGAGGACAAUCUGCUGAAUGCGCAGCAUUUCCUCAACAGAUCCAAUGAGAAGCACAUUCCAGUGCGGAAUGACAUCAAUGGCUGGGAAACCAGAUUCUACUACUUGAGCUUCGACUCGUCCAUUGUGGCGCACAUCGUGGACAUCGGCGUGCGCGUUCGAGGACAACCCUUUGGCGGUCACUGGAUCAAUUUGGGCGCCAUCGGCGUCCACUCGGGAGUCAUCAAUAACCUCGAGUACGAGAAGAUCGAGUCGCAGCAGUUUGUGUGAAGGAAAGGCGAUCAAUAAAGUCGCUAUCAGUGUUGCAGGAAGAAGACGAGAGAAAGAGAAGCGCUCAAGAGGAGAAAUUUAUACGAUAAACGACACGUGAAUAAAUAA
Messenger RNA from Phlebotomus argentipes, 1944 nucleotides. It is a transcript of the gene ENGase, whose product is annotated as cytosolic endo-beta-N-acetylglucosaminidase. Gene Ontology annotation, biological process: protein deglycosylation. NCBI's taxonomy places the organism in Eukaryota, Metazoa, Arthropoda, Insecta, Diptera, Psychodidae. The transcript has 5 exons. The record is from RefSeq and is a predicted model, not a curated record. Gene Ontology annotation, cellular component: cytoplasm. Bases 67 to 1836 code for a protein of 589 amino acids. Gene Ontology annotation, molecular function: mannosyl-glycoprotein endo-beta-N-acetylglucosaminidase activity.